GUUCUCUGUUCCAAUAUUCUUGUUCAUUACCCCGUGUUUUUCGGGAUCGUUAACUGUCUUUUCAUUGAAGAUGAACUGAUAACAUGGAUAAAGACAAUACUAUCACACGAGAGGAAAUAUUGACAGAAAAACGCGGACAUCGAUUUUCUAAUUACGGGUUUUCUGUUAUAAAAGUUAAUAGCUAUGAUUGUAAGUGGGGAUUUUUUUUUAUCUGUGAGCAUAAAUAAUAAAUAGAGUGAAUAUCUGCAGAACAAACGACAAAGUGUUAACUUUUAACAGAAGAGAAAUAUUUGCACCAGAAAUAUUUUGUUUUAUAUAUAACCGCAGUCAUCUGCAGAAAAAAAGUUAAUAUUUUAUGGACUAAAUGCAUUUGAGUAUUUCGGUCACGUAUUAGUUAACAGUCACUUACAGUCGGGAAUAUAGGUGAAGAAAAUGCGUCGAUGUAAAAUACUUAAAAGGAAAACGCGAGGUUUAGAAGGGAAGGAAACUGGGUCAUCACAAAAUGAAGUACACACUACACGUGCACUUGGAAAAUGUACAUGUGGAAAUAGCACGGGAAUUUCAUGGUGGUGGCCGUGGUUUAUUGUCGUGGUUACUGCAUGUGUAAGGAUACGUUAUGUUAUAAUGCCAGGAAAUUGGUGGAUCCUGCACCCGGAUGAGAUAUUCCAAUCUAUAGAGGUUGCAUUUUCUGAAGUGUACGGAUACGGCUUCCGUCCGUAUGAAUAUCUCCGGGCACCGGAGAAUAUCAGUAUCCCAGGUGAGGCACAGAUGUUGGCAUCCGGAAUGUACGGCCUACGUUCUCCCAUAUACCCAAGAAUGUUCAUGCUAUCCCUUAGACUUGCCAAGAUGCUAGGGCUGGACCAGAGUCCAUUCGUGGUUUGUCGAAUUUUUAACGCAGCGGUAACAUCAUUAUUGCCAGUGACUGUUUUUUGGUUUGUACAGAAACUGUUCCGCUGUCGGCUGCUUGCAUUUCUGACAUGCGCACUUGCUGCGAUUGAACAUCACCUCAUGGUUUUUGGAACGCAUACAAUAGUCAACAGCUUUAUAUCGCCGUUGGUAUUUUUAGGCUUGACUUUAUGCCUACCAAGUUAUAAAGCAACUCAAAAUGAACAAAGACAAAGUAAAGAGCUUUUCGAAAAGGAAGCAGACGUGAACGCUAACUUUGUUUCAAAACAAUCUUCAAACAAAAUUGUUCAUGUGGACACGGUAUUGCAGAAGAAGAAUCUAAGCAAUGGUGAUGUUUCUGUCACAGAGCAGGAUGGCAGUCUGGCAAAUCUUGUAACUGAUGUAAAUCGUCGUAGUUAUACUUCGAGAAAAAUAGAGAAUUCAAUUUUUAUAAAGAUGGUGGGAGGGUUUCUUCUUGGAGUCGUCUGCUACGUGAGACCAGACACUAUUUUAUUUUGCAUUGGUGUAAUCCUGCCAACAUUUUAUUCAAAGGUCUGUUUGGACAAACGACACUUAAAAGCCAUACUUUCGUCUGUUAUAGGUGGCGCUUUGGCAUGUCUGCUCUGUAUUGCAGACGACAUAUCAUGGUAUGGAUCGGGUAUAGUUUCUCCCGCGCAAUGGUUCAAAUUUAAUAUAUUAUCAGGAAAAGCAAGUGUAUUGUUCGGGACAGAAGGUAUACACGUGUAUCUACAAGUGUUUAAUGGAAGUGUUGCUAGUAUGAUCUUAAAUUUGAGUGUAGUGACUGUUUUGGUCUGCAGUUGGCUGAAACGAAAAGACUGGCCAUCAAUACCUCGGGAAUUUUGUGCAAUAUGUUUCUCACUGGUAUUUACCAUAAUCGUGUACUCAUUCGCAGAACAUAAAGAAUCGCGUUUUAUACAUAACACGAUCGUUCUUUAUCUAAUUAUUGUUUCAUACAGCGUUCAUAAUUUGACAAUAGUUCUUUCACAUAUAUUUAAAACAUCAACAUAUUCUAGUCUCGUAUCAUCCGGUUUUCUAUUUAUAUUUGCAAUAGCGUCGUACUAUCAAUUCCCAUCAGUUAAUUCUUCGUCGAUUUCCGGAUGGACAUACGGAAAUGCUAAUGAUUCUAAUGACGUCAACAUUUGCUUGGACUGGUUGCGACGUCAACAUGACGUCACAGGUGUUCGAAUCGAUGCUAGUUUAUAUGAUACGGCAGGUUUCACCACACUGAAACACGACGUGCCUUUAUUAGUGAAAAUACAUCAUGAAUUUUAUGUGUUUGAUGCUGAUAGAACAGAUAGAAAGACUCCUAUAAAUGGCCGACUUCGCAUUUUACGAGACUACAGCGAUUUUAUACAUGAGAGCAAUUCAGUUUAUUUGACAAAAUUCUUGUCCAGAAACACAAGAUUUAACUACGUCGUCACAAAACGCGGCGCAUUUUCUCUAGUCAAUACAAAGUAUUCUUAUAAGAAGGUUUUCAGUUAUGGACGAUUCCACGUCUUCUAUAGGAAUUUCAGCUCGACAAAGGAACAAGAGAUUAUGAUGUUAUCAGAAAGGCUCCCUGUGGGUGCAAAUGCAACAGUUCUUGAGUACGAAUCAAAUUGGUUAAUCACGAACGCUAUGUAUCGUUUGGCAAUUGAGAGAAGCAGACAGGCUAUGGAAAUCGAUAGCUCACGUGUAAGACUGUAUCAACAAAUGUUCGUCUGCUACUCGAAGUUAAAUGACGUAAAAGGGUUGUAUUAUUAUCAGGAAAAAUGUUUUAGUAAAUUUGGAAAGGAGGCCUGCGUUAAAAAGCAAGAUAAAGUCGUGAUUCAUGAACAUUAUAAUAAAUAUGAUUAGUCAAACUAAAUAUAAAAAUGUUUGAUAUUCAAACAAGAAUAUGUUUUCCUUAAAGUAUACUUAGAAUACUGUGUGUUUCCAUUACAGUAUUUGCUCUGUGUGCCUUGGUAUUAUGGACAAUUGGAAGAGGAAGAGGUGUUUUUCGAAAUUCUUAAUUAGGAAAGCGUGCUGGAACCAAAUGGUGAAACCCUUUGCAACCAAUACACGCACCCUUGCAGUCUGUGUAAUUUAUGAUCACUGUUUCCCCCGAAAUGGAUAAUGAUCAGUUCUAAAAUGUACGCCGGAUGAGUUCAUUUACGAAAUUCAGGCGGGUAAUGAAUUUUGUCACACGAUUAUAUUCAAGGGCCGUAACCCUUUUCUUCCUUUAUUUCAGACAAUCUCAAUUCUUUGCAUUUUGAAAAAAAACCUUUAUAAUUUAAGACAAAAAGCUUAAACCAAUACAUUUGUAUUUCCCCGCAAAGUCCAGUAAACAAUAUUUCUUUUGAUGUCCACAGUUUUAGUUAAACAUUUUCUUAGAAUUGUGUAUAUAAAUGCAAAACAGGUAUCUUCGUUUUAAUAGAAGUAAGGCAUUUGUUAAUAAAAUUUUUAGUAACAUCGGAAAAAUGACGGUUAAAGAAUCAAGACAUCUUCGUUAAGAAUCGCUAUAUAAUCAAUCAAAUUUGAUUUCUACAAACCUCUCAAAAGAGUUUUUAUCCCGAAACCAAGUGCCUAUGAUUCGGAGUACUCUUGUCUGAAGUAAAUCUUUUUUCUUAUUUAUUGUUGUUAUUGUUUACAGUGACAGUACACACGAAAUUGUAUAAUUUGAAUUCUUGAACUUUUGUUUGAUAUUGUAAUUCAGUAUCUAUUCUGUAUGUGUUUUACCCUUUAACCUACUGAACUCUCAGGAAGGAAUUGUUAUGCUUUUACUUAAAGGGACUCCACUGUAGUUAUUUUUUACUUAAAGGGACUCCACUAAAGUUUGUUUUUUUUAACUUGAAGGGACUGGAAAAUAUUUUCCGAGAUUUAUGUUUCGUUGAUGUAGAUCUUGACCAAUAAUAUGUGUGCAAAAUUUCAGAUCAUUCGCUUUCUCUGAUUUUUUUUCCAGAAUGAUUAUUCUAAUUGUGAAAAAUGACCCAAGCUAUUUUUGUGUAUUAUUUUAUCAUCUUUUGCACAUCUAUCGUUUGUAUAUAUUUCAUGUUGUAUGUGUUGUAAUCGCUGAAAAGCGGAAAUAAAGAGUAUAUAUAUCUGUUUAGUGCAUAAUUGAUAUAUGUGGAAAAAUCAACUUAAAUGUUUUUAGGCUUUUGAACUUCAGUGGAGUUCCUUUAACAUUCCAUUUAAGUGUAAAGUAUUUAAAUUUUUAAAUACUAAUAUUGAGCUACCAACAGUAUAAAUGCACGGAUAUGUUCUAUAACAAAAUGGGUGGCAAAGGCUAUUCUCUUUCGGUUCAAAUAUGUCAUAGGUUAAAUAUAUGCAUACAUGCAUGCAUAAUGCAAGAUAA
Messenger RNA from Ruditapes philippinarum (Manila clam), 4219 nucleotides. RefSeq lists its product as uncharacterized. Gene Ontology annotation, molecular function: mannosyltransferase activity. The transcript has 3 exons. Gene Ontology annotation, cellular component: endoplasmic reticulum membrane. The coding region runs from base 433 to 2742 and encodes 769 amino acids. The record is from RefSeq and is a predicted model, not a curated record. NCBI's taxonomy places the organism in Eukaryota, Metazoa, Mollusca, Bivalvia, Venerida, Veneridae.